AUGUCAGUCGUAUUUGCACCCAGGGGGAACAGACCGCCUUUGACACCUGCACAAAUACAGAAAAUGUUAGAUGAAAAUGCUCAUUUAAUCCAAACUAUCCAAGAGUAUCAAGCUAAAGGGCAAUUAAUGGAAUGCCAUCAAUAUCAGCAAAUUUUACAUAGAAAUCUAGUUUAUCUAGCAUCCGUAGCCGACGCUAAUCAAAAUAUUCAAGCAAUAUUACCGCCACCACAUCAACUUGCUUCUGGAAAUGUACCUCAAAGUCAGCUGAAUACUCCUUCCAGUGGAGCAGAUGUUCCUGGAUCUCCUCAACAAGUUUAUCGUCCUGUAUCGGGUGUUUCAACAACACCAACAAGACCUACACAAUCAUAUGGACAAAGACCAUAUCCUCAGAAUCAAUAUCAAGGGCAAUAUCAGGGACCACCAGGUGGAUAUCCUCCGCAAAGUGGUUAUGGGCCACCUAGUCAAGGUUAUGGACCUCCAAACCCAUCGCAACAACCUCAAGGAUAUGCUCCUAAUUCAACCUAUGGCCCACCUAUAACUACAACACCAAGCAAUUAUCCUCCAUCGACUCAUCCAGGCCCUGGUUAUCCUCCAUCAACAGCUCAACAGGCUUAUGCACCACCACCUGGAAGUCCAUCUGUUGCAGGAUCACCCUAUCCUGUGCGUGGAGCCAGUCAGCCAGUAUACACUGGUAAUUCUGCAUAUCCACCACCACAAUCUGCGUCAAAUUAUCCAAAUGUCGGUGUUAGCACUUAUAAUUCGACAUCUACACAACCACAGCCAUAUCAAUCCCAACCAUUCCCUAAUACUACACCUACUUCUGCGUAUAGCUCAACACCAAUAUCACAACCAAAUCGCUCUCCCCAGCCACCACCUACUAGCUAUACAUCCCAAAAUCCAAGCAGCACAGGAUAUGGUUCCCCUUCUGCACAAUCCCCUACUUAUAACUCAAGUUCUCAUGGAAAUAAUGUUCCACCAUCAACAGUUGCAUCAGGAGUACCUUCCCAAGGUGGACCACCUGGACAACAAUAUCCACCCUCAGGAGGGCCAUCACCCUAUCCACCCGCUACACAGCCACCAUAUUCAAAUCCUUCAUCUCAGCCUGGAAGUCCUGCACCAACAGUGUCAACAGCCCCCCCACCUCAAUCAACAUACCCUCAAAAUCCGCAGAAUUAUCCACCAACAGGUGGUGCUUAUCCACCCCAUGCUUAUCAACAAGGUUAUCCCCCAGCUCAGUAUCCUCCUUCUCCCUAUCCUUAUGCUAGAGCUCCAGCACCAGGAGCCCCCCCACCGGGUACACCUCAACCUUAUCCAGGUUAUGGCUUUCAACCCCCUAACCAGCAA
Molecule: messenger RNA, 1344 nt
Organism: Iphiclides podalirius (scarce swallowtail)
Lineage: Eukaryota; Metazoa; Arthropoda; Insecta; Lepidoptera; Papilionidae
Source: the annotation of a GenBank genome assembly